Vidua chalybeata is the source of this 1046-nucleotide messenger RNA. RefSeq names its product testis specific serine kinase 6 (gene TSSK6). Lineage: Eukaryota; Metazoa; Chordata; Aves; Passeriformes; Viduidae. Bases 70 to 978 code for a protein of 302 amino acids. Gene Ontology annotation, biological process: intracellular signal transduction; protein phosphorylation; microtubule cytoskeleton organization. Gene Ontology annotation, cellular component: cytoplasm. Gene Ontology annotation, molecular function: tau-protein kinase activity; protein serine/threonine kinase activity; ATP binding. The record is from RefSeq and is a predicted model, not a curated record. The transcript has a single exon.
UCACAAUGCCCAGGUGGAGCGUGGAAGCCAGGGGUUGCUGGUUCCACCAGAUGAAGGUGAGCAGCUGCCAUGCAGCAGACAUUACAGCCUCCCGAUGCUGGGGCAGAACAGCAGCUCCAGAAAAGCCCACCGGGACCACAGAUCAUGCCAAAGGCCGAUGGAGGAGAGAGGUUGCUCAAUCAGCUAGGCUACAGGCUGGGUCAGACGCUAGGGGAGGGCAGCUUCUCCAAGGUGAAAGCGGCCACCUCCAGCAAACACAAGGGGCCCCUGGCCGUCAAGGUGGUGGACCGGCAUCGAGCAUCCCGAGCCGUCGUGUUCAAGUUUCUGCCUCGGGAGCUCUCCAUCGUGCGUAAGAUCCAGCACCCCAACAUCGUGCGCGUCUUCGAGGUCAUCGAGGCCUGUAACAGGAAGCUCUACAUCGUGAUGGAGGCCAUGGACACUACCCUGCUGCAGAUGUUGGAGAAUCUGGGAAAGCUGCCCUGCGCCCCCAAUGCCCGGGACAUCUUUGUGCAGGUGGUGAGGGCCGUGCGCUACCUGCACGACCGCAACCUGGUGCACCGCGACCUCAAGUGCGAGAACGUGCUGCUCUCCGCCGACGGCCGCCGCGCCAAGAUCAGCGACUUCGGCUUCAGCAAGGAGCUCAAAGGGUACCCGGACCUGAGCACCACGUUCUGCGGGACGGCGGCCUUCGCCUCCCCAGAGGUGCUCAUGGGCAUCCCCUAUGACGCCAAGAAAUACGACAUAUGGAGCCUGGGGGUGAUGCUCUACAUGAUGGUGGUCGGCAACAUUCCCUUUGAUGAUACCAAUGUCCAGAGCAUGCCCCAGCUGCAGAAGAAGGGGGUGAUGUACCCAGAGGGGCUGCCCCCGCUGCCGGAGCCCUGCCAAGUCCUCAUCACGCAGCUGCUGCAGUACACCCCAUCCUCUCGGCCCGGCGUGGGGCAGAUAGCCAAGAACCGCUGGCUGAACGGGGACAUCUGAAGGUCACAGCCCCUCCUGAAGAUUCUGGAAGAGCACUUUGGUGCAAUAAAUACUGCCGUGAAGAAGCA